Molecule: messenger RNA, 3838 nt
Organism: Trachymyrmex cornetzi
Lineage: Eukaryota; Metazoa; Arthropoda; Insecta; Hymenoptera; Formicidae
Gene: Acn
Product: apoptotic chromatin condensation inducer acinus
Exons: 10
Coding region: 246-2837 (863 amino acids)
Biological process (GO): RNA splicing
Cellular component (GO): precatalytic spliceosome; ASAP complex
Molecular function (GO): RNA binding
Source: RefSeq, a predicted model, not a curated record
ACGCGGAAUCUGAAUAAGCGGAAUUGUGAAAAGUGAAACUUUUUGCUCAAUAUUACAUGAUCGCCGUUGUACGGACUACGGUGGCUCCCGCACAAACGGACGAGGAAAACUGUCGAACAUCGUUGUCGGGAUCGCCGUUUCUUGUCGAGAAUUCGUCAUUUAUGUCUUAUCGAGACGAUCCCAGGAAACCAGGCGUUUAAUCGGAUCUAAGGACGCAGCGUAGCACUCGAGUGAGUCAGUCGAGUAUGAGACGUAAGAGCGAAAGAAACAAAACGAAGGGAUCUCCAGAGAAGAAAGCCGAGAAACCAACAAGGAAGUCAACGCGUAGGCGUGGCAAGAGAUCACCUUCUACUUCAUCUGAGCAAGACCCUUUUAUCGAGGAUGCGGCUAAGAGUGUCAUUCAACUCAAGGAGAUUGAAAAGGAGACAAGUAUGCAAACGCGCCUGCAGAGCAAGGAAUUGGAGCAAAUUCCACAUAGGCAUGAAGAGAAGGUCUCUUCUAGUGAUGUAAAUAUAAAGGUGGACUUACCCGAAGACGAGGACAAUGCCGGCUCUGUGUGGAAAGUAGCUAGAGCGGAUGCAUCACCUGGCGAGAUACAAAAGUUGAAAUUAUGCAGGCAGCGCAACACGUCAGAGCCAUCAGAUACACCACCAUCGAGUAGGAAAAAUGUCGUCAUGUCAAGUAGCAAGUGGCAAGAAAGUGGUGAGGGAGUUGCAGAGGAGGCUGACUCGGCGGAUGAGCAACUGGUUUCUUGUACAAGAACCCUCAGUAGCACUGAACAGCCGAACGAUCCCUCCUCUUCAUACCCAGGUCAGGACUCCAACGAAGAGGUAAGUGAUAGCAAGGAGAUCCUGCCUGAAACCACUUCAGCCAACUUGUUGUCUGACGAUAAACCAAACAUAGAUCAGCAUGGUGAAUCAAAUGAGGCAAAUUGCACUGCCCAAGUAGUUGAUAUCGAACCUGAUAAGCCGGGUAGCAUGACACCAUCUCCAGUGCCGGCUCCUAGUGCGAACGGUGAGGAGACUAUCACCACUAUCAUCGUUAAGGAAGCUAAACCUGCGGAAGACAUCAGUGAAAAGCCAACGGAGACAUUUGUCAAAGAAACUAGCGUGGAAAAUGUUCGUAAAGAUAUGAAUAGCGAAGAUGAGGAGGAGGAGGAGGAAGAGCAGGAUGAUAAAACAAAAAUGCAUCGUCCGGUGGAUUCGUCAUCUGAUUCAAAUGACGAAUCACGCUCUAAAAGAAGCAGAACAAGUAGUGAUCGAACGUCGCCACGUGCGACUCGUAGAAAACAUCGAAACAAAUAUAGAGAUUCGUCUAAUUCAGAUACACCUGAUUCCGAAGAUGAACCUAUUGACAGAAAGAUCUCUGAAUCUUAUGUGGAGGAGGAAGAGGAGGAGCAAGAGAAAAAACCGAGUACAGAAUAUUUACAAGAGAAUGAUAAACAACAAUCAGUGUCGCCGGAAAGAACAAAUUCUCAUUCAAAUAAUGUAGAAAAAAUAGAGGUGGAACAUAGUAAAACUGUUGAAGAUAAAUUGGAAAAAGAUACAACUGAAAAAUUGGAACAAUCUACACCGGCUAACACACAGGUGGUCGCUCACAAGCCUGUUAAAGUCAACUUGAAAAGAUCAUUCUCAACAAGAAUAUUGUCUGAAAAGAACGAAAUAAAAAGAGACGAUGCUGAUACAAGCAUCAAUGAGUCCAUUAGUCAAAAUAAGGAAAACGGCAAUGAACAAGAACCAAAAUGUGUGCCGAGAAAACGUCGAUGGGGGAUCGCGCUUUCUACGGAUACAGCGCCCUCAUUUUCUAUCUCUACCGAUUCGCUUAAGGCAUUGGUGCCAGGUGCAAAGCCAUUAUCCAUCAACGAAGUUCGUCUCUCAAAGGACGAUGAUGAAGACAGAGAUCGGCAUAGAAGUAACGAUAAACGGCACAAUUCUAGUGACAUUACAUAUGAUAAGACAACAGAUGAAAACUUGCAGAAAAAUGGCGCUGCUAAAAAGGGCAAUGGAAAAGUAGAUAAUCACAUCGUGACAAGGCGGAAGAUAUCAAUAGUGAAAGAAAUGCCGCACAUAAAAUCACCAAGUCCACCAACGUCUAAACCUACCAAUAUCCUUUUGAUCAAGAAUCUAGUUCGCCCUUUCACACUAAAUCAGAUCAAGGAACUUCUUUCGCGUACCGGCACUAUCAUAGAGAAUGGAUUCUGGAUGGAUCGGAUUAAGUCUAAAUGCAUUGUUGAAUAUUCCAAUGAGGAUCAGGCUUUUGAGACAAGGCAGGCACUUCACGGAAUUUCUUGGCCUAUGUCUAAUCCAAAAAAGCUCCAUGUGGAAUACGCUACGAAGGAGGAUAUGGAGACUGCCCGGGAAUCGUCGAAGGAACAACCGGUUGCUCGCAAAACUGAGCCACUCUCGUCGGAUUCGUGGCAACAAGAUUGGAGUCGCGACGAAAAGACUAAUACUAAGGUGACUGUGGUGAGAGAAUGGGAUUUAGGCAAAGAGGACGGCCAACAACACAUCAGAGAGAAGGAGCGUGAGAAAAAGGAUCAUGAUAAAAAGCGACGAGUGAGGAGUCGCAGCCCAAUAUUGGACGCACAUCUAUCGGCACCAGCUCGCAAAUUCAAGAAGAAAGAGGAUGAUCCGCCACCGGCAAAGCUUUUGGAUGAUCUCUUUAGGAAGACAAAGGCGACACCUUGCAUAUAUUGGUUGCCGCUUACGAAUGAGCAGAUAGUCGUGAAGGAGGAGAUGCGACGGCAACAUAUGGCGGAACACGCGCGCAGAUUAGAAGAGAUGAGACGUGCCGAUAGAAAUAGGGACAACCGACGUCGACGUACUCCGAGAAAAUAGAGAUCAGCGUAUAUCGUCAGCAACAUUAAAUGUAUUCCUCCCUUUUCCUGAUCCCCUUUGUCCUGAAUUUAAUUUUCCUUUAUUCCACUUCACUCAGUUUUUUAAUUCACAAUUUUGUUUCUUGUUAUUGAUCUAUAUUGUUUAUUAGACAUAUUUUUUUUUGGAAUCGUUCAAGAAUAUCUGAAACGUUAUGUUUCGACAUUUGUUCAUAUUUUGAUCUAUUUUCUUUUUCUAUAUUCCCUUUUAUGUUGUCAUCUCUUUAAUCUCUGAUCUCUCUACUUUCCGUAAAUUUAAUUUCAGAUAUUCAAUGCAUGACUAUUAAAUAUCCUUUCAACUCCUUGUUCCCUUUCCUCGAAUAUCAGAAUUAAACCAUACUUCUUACAGGUCAACAUUUAUUUAUCCCACAGAGAGCCAAUAACUAUAGACGUGAUAGUGGUUCUGUAUUUGCGUCAACCGUUCAUGGCAGAUAAUACCAAUUCACUCUCAUGUUGAAAUGCAGCAUUCACGGAAUAACUUUACAACGUGGGAACCUCUUUGAAGAAAAUAGAUGAGACAUAUUGAAUGUGGAAUAGACUUGACAUUCAUGAGAAUAUCGUUUAUUUCUUCGCUCUUUUUUCUUGUUUUCCUUUUUUACGAAUCGAACUCUGACACAAAUAUAAUCGAAUGGAGGAAUGAAAUCGUAUGACACAUAUAGUUUGGAUGGAAAACACUGUCGCCCGAAACGCAGAAAAGCAUUUCUAUGAAGACAUUGUUGGACAUUAUUGAUGGAUAAAAGACGAACUUUGUCUCUGCGUUAAGUAUUUUUCAAGGUCUGUUUUGGUUGCGUCGAGCUCAACAAUUGCCAACCAUUCGACUUUGAUAGCGACUACAUCAGGAAGCGUCGCGUCAGUGUUAACCAUUAAUAUAGACUAGGGCAGGGCGAAGACAUGUCUGUAAAUAUAACCCAUAUUUCGUGGGGUGUGACAUGUAAAAUUAUUAAUAAAUCCUAAAAAUGAUGAAAA